Messenger RNA from Panicum hallii, 1249 nucleotides. RefSeq lists its product as uncharacterized. Bases 290 to 1015 code for a protein of 241 amino acids. The record is from RefSeq and is a predicted model, not a curated record. NCBI's taxonomy places the organism in Eukaryota, Viridiplantae, Streptophyta, Magnoliopsida, Poales, Poaceae. The transcript is spliced from 7 exons.
UUGCUAGGCCAUGUGCAAUUGAGUUUUGGUUCAUGGAAAAUGCAGCUCCUCGCCGGCUGGCUGCUGUGCUGGAAACUGAAACAUGUCCGGCCGCUGUGCUGGAAACUGAAAGGUCAGUUUCCGGCGUGCUUGCCGCUGUCACCGGCGAUGACUGGAGGCAGCCGGAGCGUGUCGCUGUGAAGGCCUCACGACCUCCUAUGGUCUGUGAGACCCUUACGGCCACGAGAGAGCGCGAGCUCCUGCGGUUCUGUUUGUUUCCCUGACCAAGCUGAGCGGCAGUUGGUGGCUGAUGGCGCCAAGCCCAGCUGCCGAGCCGCCCCCGGCCCGGCCGUCUAGCAGUCACCUGUGGCGCGCCGGCGGCGUCCUCCAGCCCAUCUCCCGCUCACAGGUCCUGCUGCAGGGGCCCAGGCGCCGCCACCGGCGUCUCCCGGGCGGCGUCGUCCGAGCUGCGCCGGACGCGCCGCCGGUGGUCAGGGCGGCCGUCAGCGCUGUCACCGAGCUCCUCAGAGCCCUUUCCCCAAACAAGACGCCCAGGGACGCCGCCGAGCAGGGUGAGGCGAAGGAUCCGCCGCCGUGCGGCAGCGUUGAGGAUGUGCUCGCGGUCCUCCGAGACGACUACCGGCGCGCCUACUUCCUCACCGGGGAUUUCUCUCGGGGCAUAUACACUGAAGAUUGCUUGUUUGAGGAUCCGACGAUAAAGUUCCGGGGAUUGUCUAGAUACUCUCAGAAUCUUGAUCUGCUGGUGCCAUUCUUCAACAGCCCUUCGCUUGAGCUUGAAAGCAUUGAAACGGGCUUGAGGGUUGAGACAAAGUUUGUCAAAGCGACAUGGAAACUAAGGACAUAUUUGAGGCUACCAUGGAGGCCCCUGAUUGCGAUCAGAGGGAACACAACCUAUGAUCUGAACGAAGAUUACAAGGUGGUUCGGCACUCUGAGAGCUGGGACGUCUCUGCGCUCGAGGCCAUCGGCCAGAUAUUCGUGUCUGCUCGGGAGCAGCGGAAAGGCAGCAGAGGCUGAAGCAGGAGAUGUGCAGUGUGCAGCAUCACUAUACCGGAUCAUGGGCCGGCCGAUCCGACAAACCCGACCCAACCCAUCCGAAAAAACCUGACCCGACCCAGCCCGAUCAAUACGUGGAACACAGUAGCGAAAUGUGCCACGUUGAUUGGCCUUUCAAGACUUGUACUUUUACAAGUUGCAUAAAACAGAUCUAUUUUAUUAAGGAUCAUAUCAACCAAUCCUUUCUCCAGCAAA